This is a messenger RNA of Hippopotamus amphibius kiboko, 1002 nucleotides long. RefSeq names its product olfactory receptor 5T2-like. The record is from RefSeq and is a predicted model, not a curated record. Bases 52 to 1002 code for a protein of 316 amino acids. Gene Ontology annotation, cellular component: membrane. Gene Ontology annotation, biological process: sensory perception of smell; G protein-coupled receptor signaling pathway. NCBI's taxonomy places the organism in Eukaryota, Metazoa, Chordata, Mammalia, Artiodactyla, Hippopotamidae. The transcript has a single exon. Gene Ontology annotation, molecular function: G protein-coupled receptor activity; odorant binding; olfactory receptor activity.
AUGAAUUGUAAUUUCUUGAAUAUUUUCAAGUCUCUUCCAUGAGGUGUCAAGAUGAAGAACGCCACAGAAAUUACAACAUUCAUACUGAAGGGCCUCACAGACAAUCCUAAAAUACAGAUCAUCUUAUUCUUCCUGUUUCUGGCAAUGUACCUCUUCACAGUGAUGGGAAAUUUAGGACUGGUUGCAUUGGUCAUUGGGGAUUCCCGGCUCCAAAACCCGAUGUACUACUUUCUGGGUGUGCUUUCAUCUGUGGAUGCCUGUUAUUCUUCGGUAAUUACACCCAAAAUGUUAGUGGAUUUUAUGUCAGAGAACAAAAUCAUUUCUUUCCUUGGGUGUGCAACCCAGAUAUUUCUUGCUGUCACUUUUGGGACCACAGAAUGCUUUCUCUUGGCUGCGAUGGCAUAUGAUCACUAUGUAGCCAUCUACAACCCUCUCCUGUAUUCAGAUAGCAUGCCACCCAGCUUCUAUGUGUCCCUCAUCAUUGCCUGCUAUGUUGGUGGCAUUUUCCAUGCUUCUGUACACACAGUGGCCACAUUUAGUCUAUCCUUCUGUGCAUCCAAUGAAAUCAGACAUGUGUUCUGUGACAUCCCUCCUCUCCUCGCUAUUUCUUGCUCUGACACUCACACAAACCAGCUUCUGCUCUUCUACUUUGUGGGCUCUAUUGAGAUAGUCACUAUCCUGAUUGUCCUGAUCUCCCAUGUUUUUAUUCUGUUGGCCAUUCUGAGGAUGCAUUCUGCUGAAGGGAGAAGGAAAGUCUUUACUACAUGUGGCUCUCACCUAACUGGAGUGUCAGUUCUUCAUGGUACAGUUCUCUUCAUGUAUAUGAGACCAAGUUCCAGCUAUGUCUUGGAUCAUGACAUGAUCGUGUCGAUAUUUUACAGCAUUGUGAUUCCCAUGCUGAAUCCCAUCAUCUACAGUUUAAGGAAUAAAGAUGUCAAAGAGGCAAUAAAGAAAGUGUUUAGGAAAAGUUGGUUUAUCACUAAAGUGCAUUUUCACAGUUAA